UCCAAACAAAGUGUUGAAUCAUAAAAUUAAAAAAGUUUAUUUAAUUAUUCAUUCGUCAUACGUACGAGCUGCUUAUCACGUAUAUAUUUUCUAUUAUAAGACCAGUUUACUUCAGUCAGUCGAUUGAAUUGUAUUGAACAAGUAAUAAAUAAUCGGGAAAAUAUUCAUUUUGUUCGGACUUUUAGAAAGUAUUUGAAAAGUUUCGUGUAUUUAUAAGAUGGCUACAGAAGUAAGUGCUCCAUCGAUGCCGCAGCUGCAGUCAGUGCAGAAGGCCAUGGCUUUGCCCACAGUUGAGGCUGCCGUUGGACAAGUCGGAGCUUUCUACACAAGAGUCAAAGGAGCCCACUCCUUGCUAGAAUGGGCGCUAUCCACUGCUGAGGCGGGCAUGUACCGUGCAGCCAACACAGCGGCGCCCUACGUGGCGGUGCCCCUUGCUGCUGGAGACGCCAAGGUGGCCGCCGUCAUCGACGAGCUGGAGCGCCGCGUCCCGCUCGUCACAGAACAGCCCAAGGUCAUUGUGGAGACCACUAAACAAGCAGUCCUAUCCAGAAUCUCACCACAUGUUAAUAAGGUAUACACAGCCAAGACAGCAGCCGAGAACCGCGUCCACUCUCUGAAGGAGCUCUCAUGGGCGAAGGCUAACGCGCUGCUGACCACAGCUUACGGCCAGAAGGUGGUGCACAGCGUGGACGCUGGUGCAUCAUACGCCAUGCAGCUGCUCGACCACUACCUACCUGCUGUCGGAGCUCAGGAGGAAUCUAGCAAUGAAAUUGUAGCGGUGUCGAACGACCCGGCGCUGCAUACAGUGCAGACUGUCGGUCGGCUGAGCGCCGUGGCAGCGCGUCGCGUGUGGGCCAACCUCGCAUACAAAGUUAACGAGCUUAGGAACUCAGGUGUGGAACUGGAUGUACGUCGGUACAUCACCGCGUUGUUGGCAGCCCUGCAUCUUGCUAAAGUGACCAGUGACCAGCAACAACAAGAGAAAGAGCAAGAGCAGCAGGAGAAGGAGAAGUUCCAGACCCCGGAGCCUUCGUCCCCUGCGUCGGCUACCUCCUCCCCUCCCAAGAACACGGAAGAAUCCUCCCCCACCACCGCCAACAAAGUGAAAUCAACACCUGAAUCCAAGUCUACAGAAACUUCUAAUUAAAUCCUUAUUCAUUUUAUUAUAAUAACAAUUAAUAUUAUGUUUAACGUAUAAGCUGCAGGCGCAGUUAUUUUUAGCGCGUUGCAGUUUCAGCGACGUGCGAUAAUGCAUGUCCUCAUACAGAAUGAGGUCGCGGAACAUUCACACUCGCUAAUAAUAACAAUGUGUCUGUCCUUAAGUUAAGUCACAGCCACAAUGCCGGUAUACAGGCUGUACCUACAUUGUUAUGGCGCAUUUAAUGUAUUUAUAAUUAAUCAAAGACUGUCGAUAUGUCUUCAAUAUUCAAUUAUUUUAUUGUAAUGAAGCUAUUUUAUAAAUUUUAUAAUCAUGUAGCGAGUUUUUAAUCGCAUUUUAAUAAAAGAUUUAUAUACAAAUAAAA
Messenger RNA from Spodoptera litura, 1523 nucleotides. It is a transcript of the gene Lsd-2, whose product is annotated as Lipid storage droplet-2. Gene Ontology annotation, biological process: positive regulation of triglyceride storage; lipid storage. Gene Ontology annotation, cellular component: lipid droplet; cytosol. The record is from RefSeq and is a predicted model, not a curated record. NCBI's taxonomy places the organism in Eukaryota, Metazoa, Arthropoda, Insecta, Lepidoptera, Noctuidae.